This is a messenger RNA of Trypanosoma cruzi, 1422 nucleotides long. RefSeq lists its product as uncharacterized. NCBI's taxonomy places the organism in Eukaryota, Euglenozoa, Kinetoplastea, Trypanosomatida, Trypanosomatidae. Bases 1 to 1422 code for a protein of 473 amino acids. The transcript has a single exon. Gene Ontology annotation, molecular function: protein binding. The record is from RefSeq and is a predicted model, not a curated record.
AUGACAGAGUUGCAUGCGGCUGCGGAGGUUGGUGAUGUGUGGGUGCUAAAAAACCUUUCUAGAAGACGCGACAUCGAUGUCAACGCCUUGGAUGAUCAAGGACGCACAGCCCUUCACAUUGCCGCAGCACACGGCCGUAUGACAUUUAUUAAGAAGUUGCUUAGCUAUUUUCACUCAGUUGAUGCCUGUAUUCUUGAUAAGAAUGGCAAAACAGCAGUUCAAGUGGCCCCACCGGAUAUUCAGAGUCAAUUGGCACUUUUUUUAUCAUUGAAGGAAGCCAAGACAUUGGAAAGAAGUGGAAGGGACGAUGAAGAAAGGAAAGAGGAAGAAAAUGUAUACAGGGACAACGAUGUAGAGAGCGCUGAGAUGGUGAACCCGCGUGUUCUUCGGAAAGCGGUUAUAUGUCUUUUACUUCCAUUUGUUAUCCUUAUUUUUAUCAAUGGCUCUUUUUUUGCACUACAAUUUAUCACAGUGACUUUGACUUUCUAUUUUGUGAGUCUUGGCUACUUUGUGUCGGAGAUUGCCAUUCGCCCGCCGUGGUAUCACCAUCAUCCAAAAUCCACGAAGCUAACGAUGCAUAAUUGUCCGGAUUAUUGGAACGGAUACUGCCAUGAUCCAAAGAGAGAUUUUGGGCUUGAGUAUGAAGACGUCUCAUUUACCUCCACGGAUCGUUACACGCUACGCGGGUGGUAUGUUCCACCUCCUGCAGCGAACAGACGAAAGAUGGGCAUUGUACUUGUGCAUGGCGGUGGCAGAGAUCGACGUGCGUGGCUUCGUCACGUGCCGUUCUUGCACAAGGAAGGAUACGGAUGUCUGUUAUUUGACUUCCGUGAACAUGGUCUUAGUGAUGGAAAUAUGCGAGGGUUUACGUAUGGUAUGAAGGAACGAUUUGACGUGGUGGCGGCGUGCCAGUUCAUGCGACAUACAUAUAAAUAUGAGCGAAUAUGUGCCGUAGGGACGAGUGUUGGCGGGUCUUCUGUCAUUAUGGCAGCCGCCAUUGAUAAGACGAUUGAUGUCAUUAUUGCAGAAAAUGCGCUGCUUACAUGUGCGACGCUUCAGGAUCAGAAGAUUGUUGAGAUGAUUGGGGGUUAUUUUUCACGACGGACGUACAGCAAAUUUGUAUUAAAAUUAUUCCGCCGUACAUCGUCACUCUGGUUGAAUAUACGUAUAGGCAAUAAGCCUACCAAACACUGCCAAGCACUGCACUGUAUUGGGAAGAUUGCCCCACGGCCCAUCUUGUUGAUGCACGGUACUGCGGAUGAAUUGGUUCCGUACCGUCAUUCAUUGCAACUUUACGAAGCUGCACUGGAGCCAAAGGAGUUGUACAUCUCUGAGGAUGCCUUUCAUUGUGGUUUGUACAAUACACACAAGGAGGAGUACGAGGAACGGGUUCUGAAUUUUCUUCAGAGGCAUGGGGGAUGA